CCUCGCGUACAAUAUGGACAGGCGAGAGUUCACAGCCUCCCUUGUGGCAGGCGGUUGUGCGGGAAUGUGUGUAGAUCUCACUCUCUACCCUCUGGACACCAUAAAGACAAGGUUGCAGAGCCAGCAGGGCUUCUACAAGGCGGGAGGUUUCAGAGGGAUCUAUGCAGGGGUCCCGUCAGCUGCCAUAGGCUCCUUUCCCAAUGCUGCUGCAUUCUUCGUCACCUAUGAAAGCACCAAGUCGUUAUUCACAGGCUACAGUGCUACAAACUUGGCCCCCAUCACUCACAUGCUGGCUGCUUCACUAGGAGAAAUUGUCGCCUGUCUGAUCCGUGUCCCGACUGAAGUAGUAAAGCAGAGGACACAGGCCAAUCCCUCUCUCAAUACCUACAGGGUGCUGCUGAAUACACUACAAGAAGAGGGUUUCAGAGGCUUGUACAGAGGUUAUGGCAGUACAGUACUUAGGGAGAUCCCAUUCUCGCUGGUUCAGUUUCCACUCUGGGAGUACCUAAAGGCCGUGUGGUGGAGGAGGCAGGGGGGACGGCUGGACUCUUGGCAGGCAGCAGUGUGCGGAGCUCUUGCAGGCGGAGUAGCAGCGUUCGUCACGACUCCGCUAGAUGUUGCGAAGACUUGGAUAAUGUUGGCUAAGGCUGGGACGAGCACAGCCAGUGGAAACAUCCCAGAGGUUUUGUAUGAGGUGUGGAGGAGCCGAGGAAUACCUGGGCUGUUUGCCGGCAGCAUCCCCAGACUGACGUUCAUCAGCAUGGGAGGCUUCAUUUUCCUCGGAGCAUAUGAGAAAGUGCGCCGUACGCUUUUAUAAACACCAUCAUUACAGGACGCUGUGGAUCGGGUUGUAUUGCACUGGUUUCUUCAACCAGACCAGGAGCAAAUAGCAAACUAAAGAUCAGUGGAGGUCGGUCAAAUCUGACUGAGAAACGCACCCUCUGUCCCAGUCUUGAGGGCCACGGCGAGGCCACGGCGAGGACACCUGGUGCCUGGAUAAAAAGAUCACACAACACAAUGGUUUGCAUUCCUACUCUUCAGUGCACAACAGAUUGAGUUGAACUGCCUGAAUUCCACUUAUGUUGCAACACAGAUCAAAUUCAAACUAGAUAUCAUUUUUGCAAGCUUAAAAAAUUAAUUUUACGGCUGUUUGUAUUAAAAUAUGACUGUGCUGGUAUUUAUAUACUGAGCUCAUCAGUAACAAAGUUUAAAUGCGUUACCAAUAUUAUUCCAGUGGAUUAUCAUUACAUGUUGAGUCUAGACUUUGAUCCCCUAGCUUGCUCUACCUGCUUCACUAUUAUUAGCUGGAAAAGACAGAUUAGUCCACAGGUGUGAAUGUUUGUCAGACCUGUCAAGAAGUGUGGGGCACAAGAACAACACAGAGCAUUUGACUCCAGCCCUGCAGCUCUUAGUCAACAACCACCUUUCACUGGAAUGUGCUUCCUGUCCAAACACACAACUCAAACAAUACUGAUGAACGAGUGAAGAGCAACGCUGUCCUUGACUUGUUAAAUGUAUAAUAUCAUAAAGGUCCACUGAAAUAAGCAACAGGGUUGCAAAUUUAGCUAAACA
Carassius carassius (crucian carp) is the source of this 1572-nucleotide messenger RNA. RefSeq names its product mitochondrial S-adenosylmethionine carrier protein. Gene Ontology annotation, molecular function: S-adenosyl-L-methionine transmembrane transporter activity. The transcript is spliced from 10 exons. The record is from RefSeq and is a predicted model, not a curated record. Gene Ontology annotation, cellular component: mitochondrial inner membrane. Bases 14 to 817 code for a protein of 267 amino acids. NCBI's taxonomy places the organism in Eukaryota, Metazoa, Chordata, Actinopteri, Cypriniformes, Cyprinidae.